CUGUCACAAAAGGGGGUCUCUGCGUCUAUGUGAGUGUUCCCACAUUGUGCUCUCUCGUUACAAUAUUGGGUUGAACGGAGAAGGUCUUUAGGACCCAGGGGGACGGCAGGCCACUGCGUGGAGAAGGCGCACACGCGCGCAUGCUACCCAAAAAUGCAUCGCCCCGUGGAGCCGGAGCUCACUCAUUCACAGUUCUUUGGAGAGAGAUCCUAGGCUGAGGCGGACAGUCAGCUACCUUCUCACCCACCCAUCUUGGAGGCAAGGGUUCCUGCAGACAACCUCACUCAAGGCGGGGCUUCGUUUUUCCUUACGGCUCUCUAAAGAGAAUGAUGGUGAUACGAGUGAUUCAUUUCUACGGAUGGAUAUCUAAGGAUAUGAACUGAAUGUGAGAGUCCUUGGAUGGGUAUGGAAAACUCCUCAUUGUUGUAUUCUUCAAUAUAUUACAAAAUAUAAUACAAAUUGCACUUGGAUGGAUCACCACAGACUGUUAGUUGAAUGGGACCAGAAUAUCUUCUAAGGAAAUUGCUGAAGUUAAGGAUUUGGAAAAGAGACUUUUGCAAAGAUGACCCAUUUACAUGCUGGUCUCAGCCCAGAGACGAUAGAGAAAGCCCGCCUUGAACUCAAUGAAAACCCAGAUGUUUUGCACCAGGACAUCCAGCAGGUCAGGGACAUGAUCAUCACAAGGCCUGACAUUGGGUUUUUACGUACAGAUGAUGCCUUCAUCCUGAGAUUUCUCCGAGCCAGAAAGUUUCACCAAGCAGAUGCCUUCAGAUUACUGGCUCAGUACUUCCAGUACCGUCAGCUGAACCUGGAUAUGUUCAAAAAUUUUAAGGCUGAUGAUCCUGGGAUCAAACGAGCUCUGACUGAUGGAUUCCCAGGAGUGCUGGACAACCGUGAUCACUACGGCAGGAAGAUACUUUUGCUUUUUGCAGCCAACUGGGAUCAGA
This is a messenger RNA of Podarcis muralis (Common wall lizard), 947 nucleotides long. The record is from RefSeq and is a predicted model, not a curated record. NCBI's taxonomy places the organism in Eukaryota, Metazoa, Chordata, Lepidosauria, Squamata, Lacertidae.